AUUUAGCUAAAGAAAAUCUAUUUCGUAAAGUUAGGAUUUUGAUGUUUUCUGUAAUCGGUCAACAAAAUGUCUUGCACAAAUUAUUAUUAUUAUUAUUAUUUUACUAAAAACAGUUUAUUUUUAUUUUGGUUAUAAAAAAAAUGGAUUAUCCGAAACAACAUACGGUUUCUUUUCUCCCCAAAAGAUUUUUUUUACUUUGAUUCUGAUCAGCCUAUCCAAUACUGGCUAUGCUUGCCUGUCUCUCUAUUCUAUUAUAUCUUAUAAUAAAAAAACCCCAUAAUAAACGUCUGCGCCAACCGACUUCUAGUUUCGAUUGGAACUAUACGAAUCAUACGAAUUUCGAUAAUCCGGCAAAUGGGUUCGUAGAUAUUUCUCCGAAGCAUAUAAUCCGAGGUAGGUUUUGUUAAAUGUUGCAGUUAUUCGGAGAAUUUUGAGGUUUAAGAGCUUGAGAUUAAUGGGGAUGGAGUUGGUCUGAGUUGACAAUUUUCGGUUGGACUGCACGUGAGAUGGCCUUGUCAAGCAAAACCAGAAAUAUGCUAGAGAAUCUGGUAAGAGAAGGAUCAUUUAAAUGGUUACUUGGCAGCAGAAGUUCUUUUGAUGAGGAGUUCGAGGAGAUGGGAAGGUCUCCUUCUGCCCGAAAGAAUUGGAUAUCGGAGCUCUCUCCACUAGCAAACAUAGUUGUUCGAAGAUGCUCAAAAAUCCUUUCUGUUCCUACAACCGAGCUUCAAGAGAGCUUCAAUGCAGAGGCAUCUCAUUCUGUAAAGCAUCCAUCACGAUACGCUAGGAACUUUUUGGAAUAUAGUUGUUUCAGGGCACUUGCUCUGUCAACACAAGUUACUGGUCAUUUGGCUGAUAAGAAGUUCCGACGUUUAACAUAUGACAUGAUGGUAGCUUGGGAGGCUCCAGAUGCUGACAGCCAACCUUCAGUUAAUAAGUUAGAUGAGGACAUUUCAAUUGGGAUAGAAGCUUUCUCUCGAAUAGCUCCGGCAGUUCCUAUUAUUGCAAAUGUAAUCAUCAGUGAAAAUCUUUUCGAGGUGCUUACAACAUCAACUGGUGGGCGACUUCAGUUUUCCAUCUAUGACAAAUACCUAAGUGGAUUAGAAAGAGCAAUAAGAAAAAUGAGGACACAGUCAGAAUCAUCCCUUCUUUCUGCAAUUCGAUUGUCAAAUGGAGAGAAAAUUCUGGAAAUGGAUGGAACAGUUACUACUCAACCUGUUCUAGAGCAUGUAGGAAUUUCAACAUGGCCUGGACGGUUAACUUUGACAGAUCAUGCACUCUACUUUGAAGCUCUCCGGGUUGUAUCAUAUGACAAAGCAAAGCGAUAUGAUUUAUCAGAUGAUUUAAAACAGAUUGUUAAACCUGAGUUGACUGGCCCAUGGGGUACUCGACUUUUCGACAAGGCUGUAUUCUAUAAAUCUAUUUCAUUAUCAGAACCUGUUGUAAUAGAGUUUCCUGAGCUAAAAGGCCAUACGCGUAGGGAUUAUUGGUUAGCAAUUAUCAGAGAGAUUUUAUAUGUCCACAGAUUUAUAAAUAAGUUCCAGAUCAAGGGAGUUAAACGGGAUGAAGCAGUUUCGAAAGCUGUGCUUGGUAUUCUGCGAUUACAAGCCAUUCAAGAUAUUAGUUCUGCAAUCCCUCUACUUUAUGAGUCUCUUCUUAUGUUUAAUCUUUGCGACCAACUUCCAGGGGGAGACUUGAUACUAGAGACCCUGGCAAAUAUGUCAAGUUUAAAAGAAAUAGAUCGUAUGAAUAAGUCUAAGUCUGGAAGUGGUAUGUAUUCAAUCUCAGCGUUAGACAUGGUUUCUAACUUGGGCUUUGUGUUCAACACAAGCUCUAACAAUCCCAAUGAAGAUGGUCUUGUUGUGGGCGAGAUAACUGUGGGAGAGAUGACAUCAUUGGAAAGAGCAGUUAAGGAAUCUAAAAACGAUUACGAAAAGGUGGUGGUAGCACAACAAACAAUUGAUGGAGUUAAAGUUGAGGGAAUUGAUACGAAUUUGGCAGUGAUGAAGGAAUUACUCUUUCCAAUGAUGGAAUUGGGAAAGUGCCUUCAUUCCUUGGUGUAUUGGGAGGAUCCCCUCAUGUCCUUGGGUUUUUGUUCUCUUUUUACUUAUAUUAUUUUCAGGCAGUGGUUAGGUUACACCUUUGCACUGAUGCUCAUCUUUACCGCGAUCUUUAUGGUACUGACGAGAUUUUGUAGCCAAUGGAACCCUGUUGAUGAGGUAAAAGUGUUAGCUCCCCCACCGAUGAACACAAUGGAGCAGCUUUUAGCUGUCCAAAAUGCAAUUUCACAAGCUGAAGAGUUCAUCCAGGGUGGAAACAUUGUCCUUCUGAAGCUACGGGCAUUAUUGCUGGUGAUUUUUCCUCAGGCCAGUGAGAAAUUUGCGAUAGCGCUUCUGUUAGUGGCUUUGGUUUUUGCCUUGCUGCCAAGCAAGUACGUUGUUUUAUUCCUGUUUUUGGAGGCAUUUACAAGGUAUUCACCGCCAAGGAAAGCAAGCACAGAGAGAUGGAUGAGAAGACUGCGGGAAUGGUGGUUCAGCAUUCCGGCUGCCCCUGUUCUUCUUGAAAGAGAAAAGGAAGAUAGAAAGAGGAAAUGAUCUUUGUAGUUUUUGAUAUUUGUAUAUAUAAAUGUUUAUUUAGAGAGUUUUUACCACAUAUCUGUGAGAGUGUAAAUGUCAAUGCAAAGACAAAUCUGAAUAUGUCAACAAUGCAAAUAAGAAAAGAAGAAAAAUGAGUUUGGCCUUUGGUCGCGUACUCUAUUAAUCUUCUUACUCAA
Humulus lupulus (European hop) is the source of this 2770-nucleotide messenger RNA. RefSeq lists its product as uncharacterized. Lineage: Eukaryota; Viridiplantae; Streptophyta; Magnoliopsida; Rosales; Cannabaceae. Bases 507 to 2591 code for a protein of 694 amino acids. The record is from RefSeq and is a predicted model, not a curated record. The transcript is spliced from 10 exons.